UUUAUAAUGCUAAAAGAGACGAAGACAAAAGCAAAAGAUUAGUUCAAAAGACUAGUGAUUUUUAGAGGAGAGCGAAAUGCAGAGCACUCAAGUUAAGUAUAUUUUCUCAGAGUACCCUUCACUCCUCUCAAAUCCAAUUCAAAGAACCAUUGAUUUUCCGAACUAUUCGUAUCCAUUUCCCAAACAUGCCGUACUUUCCCAUUUCCAUUUGCAGAAUCCAAUUGCGUCGACGAGGAAAAAGAAAAGGCAAUCCGGAUUCGUCAGAUCAACCAAAAUCAUGCUAGAAUCAGCCUAUUUCAUUGCGUCAAAGCUCAAUAUUUUGCCGGAGCCAUUGGAUUUAAUUAUAAGAGAAUUUGGAGGUGGAAAUGGAGGUGGAUUUAGGUUUUGGAGAGGUCAUGGAUUUGAUGGGUGGAGAAGAAGAAAGAAGAUAAAUUGGGGAUUUUGGGUCUUAUUAGUAAUCAUUGGUGUGGGAUUGUGGUUGAUUUUGGCCAAGGAAUUGGAAAUUGAUGUAUUUUUGGGGAUUUUGGGUUUAACCCUUUUUGGGUUUUCAGUUAAUGUGUGGAAAAGAGGGGUUUCAGAUUGGGCAUUAGGGUUCUGUUGUUGUGCGGCAUUGUUAGGUUUUUUGUUGAGAGAAGAUUUGCAGAAACGGGUCGGGUUUUUUGGUACUGUGAAGAUUGCUAGGAGGAGGAAAAGGUGACUGUUUUAACCAAAAUUUUGCAUAAAAAUGGAGUUAUGAUACAUUUUAGUUUUGUGUUCUUUUGUAGGAAUUGUAUUUCUUUAUAGCUUCUUUGCUCUAAUAUGGAUUUUGCAACAAAAAUCACUAUUAUUGUUCAUUAACCA
Molecule: messenger RNA, 840 nt
Organism: Nicotiana attenuata
Lineage: Eukaryota; Viridiplantae; Streptophyta; Magnoliopsida; Solanales; Solanaceae
Exons: 1
Coding region: 77-697 (206 amino acids)
Source: RefSeq, a predicted model, not a curated record